Messenger RNA from Penicillium verhagenii, 675 nucleotides. RefSeq lists its product as uncharacterized. The record is from RefSeq and is a predicted model, not a curated record. The transcript has a single exon. Lineage: Eukaryota; Fungi; Ascomycota; Eurotiomycetes; Eurotiales; Aspergillaceae. Bases 1 to 675 code for a protein of 224 amino acids.
AUGAAUUCCCAACCACAUUUUGAUCCGGCCAUCAUGUCGGGCCUGGCCGGCGCCCCGGGAAGAGCAGAGGACAACUUCGACAUCUUCGAAUGGUACCCAUGCUAUCAGAGCUGUCAGCGCUACUUUUUGGACCAGGCUCAACACAGCGUCCCCGUCCAAGCGCUAUCCGCCUUUUUGAAUAUCCGACUCCCCUUCCAGCGACAAACCCCCAUCUUGAAUUCGACCUCAACCCCGAACUCGAACUCGCAUUCUAAUCCGUCAGCAGCCGGGUUGGGCCAUCAACCUCCACCAAGCCCACCCGCUGCCUCGUUAAUUCCUUACAUUCGCCGUUUAGUCGCCACCGGAAUGGAUUUCCCGGGCGUCUUGCAUGGAUUCUUUGGUGAUGAUUGGGGCAGCGGAGUUGGACCUUUGCAUGAGCAGGAACGUCGCAACUAUCUAUUUGCUGCGAAGAGCGGAGGCUGGGCUGGAGUGAAGAAAGACUACGACAUGUCACCGUUGGAGACGAUCCCAUUCUUGCGCCCGCUACAGGGGCCCUUGGACGCUGAGAUUGAAGCCGCCGAGCGCAGUUGGAGUGAAUGGCUCGCCAUGGAAGACUGGAUGGUUGGACCGCGUGCACCAGAUGUUCUCAGGGACUCUUCUUCUCAGAACUCGCGACCUCGAAGUUCACGCGGGUGA